This is a messenger RNA of Puccinia graminis f. sp. tritici CRL 75-36-700-3, 1899 nucleotides long. RefSeq names its product alphaK A5. The transcript has 5 exons. Gene Ontology annotation, biological process: protein phosphorylation. The record is from RefSeq and is a predicted model, not a curated record. Lineage: Eukaryota; Fungi; Basidiomycota; Pucciniomycetes; Pucciniales; Pucciniaceae. Bases 1 to 1899 code for a protein of 632 amino acids. Gene Ontology annotation, molecular function: ATP binding; protein serine/threonine kinase activity.
AUGGAGCACUGCAUCAGGUGUGGCCAGUUUUCUAGCGUACCACAUGAAAGUCACCCUACUGCUCCAAAAUCAUUACCAGCUUUUGCUUCACGGGCCUCAUUAACCACUGGUGUUUCCCAGGCUGCACCACCAUUACCAGCAGCUUCUUCACGUCCAACACUCCAACUCCCAGCUGUUCCUUCUCGGGAGGACUUUUGUGGUGCUGUCAAAGCCAAGCGCAAAAAAAAUCCACCAGCAGUAUCAGCACCAUAUCCCAAGAAGAAACCAGCUCCUGUAGCCCCUCUCGCACCCGCCUCCUUUGCUCCAACUGCCAAUGACCGGCUUCUUGACUGCGGACUCUUAUUGUACCAGGGAAAAAAGCUCACCGAAAAUAGUGGCAUCACAAAUAUCAUGCAGCGGGUCGAUAUAUCCAACCCUUCGCUCUUUGAAGACCUCCAGGCCCAACUCUGGCACAAAUUUUCCGGCGACAUCCUAGCAAAGACAUCCAUCAAGAGCUUUCCUGAACCGGCCAAAAAUCACAUAAGCCUUGUGCAUGGUAAAAGCCGCCUCACUGACCUGGAGUCUUUGUUGUUUGUCAUUCACAAACCUACCAACAAAAAGGCGCAUCAAGUUCACCUAUCUUAUCAUCAUCCGUACAAGCAUAUGCGGGCCCCUACUCCUGACGACUCUGAGCUUGAUUCCAACAAUUCUGACACUGAUUCAGUUGAACUCGUCACCAAACCAUUGACACGUUCCAAAUUCAAGCAUGCCACCAGUCCAAUGGCUCGCUGGUCAACCAGUGGCCCCAAAGGAGACUCCUGGGAGCUUCGAGGUGUUGCCUGUACCAUCCCUGCCAGAGGAAACACCAGCCUCUCAACUCAGAUUCACAAGUCACCGGACUUCGACAACUUUUCAUAUAAAAAAUGCUUCCAGCUCACUGCCGAUGCCGAACCAAUAACCCUCAGGGUGCAUCUCAACAAAGUGGUUGGUGAGGGGAGCAUGAGGCGUGCAUUCAAAGCUGAAGUUAAGUUAGCUUUGCCUGACAGCACUGUUGAAAUCAUCAACUAUGUGGCCAAGAUCCGAUACAACAACACCUAUCCCAAUAUCACCACGCAUGCAACUGAUGCCCGUAUGUAUGAGGCCAGUGCACUACUAUUAGAUGAGUUCAAGAAAGUCAUUAUCAAAAGCAAAGGGAUUAAAUUAGACUAUGUGGCUAAGAGUAGAUUAAUGGAGAUUAUUCGACAUGCAGUUGUAGUGACUGGUGAUCCCUCCAUCCCAAGUGAGGUUUACUUUCUGGAGGCUGAACUCGAUGGACGCUAUGUCAAGUACUCCAGCAAUGUGAAUUUCAAGCCCAAAAUGAAUAAUUCCGGAAUAGAUCCUAUACUUUCACAUCUCAUGAGUGCAUUUACCCACUGGACAUACACUAAAAGCGAUGGUAAAAGCCUUAUCUGUGACUUACAAGGAGUAGGAUCAAUUCUCACCGACACUCAAAUAAUUGAUGUUGAUGAAACUCGGUGGGCUGAUGGUAAUAACUCAAAAUACGGCAUCACCUGUUUUCUCGAAGAACACGUAUGCAAUGAUCUUUGCAAAGCGUUGAAGUUGCCCAAACCCAUUCCCGACAAAAACACAGCACAGGUGAUGCAUCAACCAACUAACAUUCAACAGGGAGGCAUGCCCAUUCCUGCCUGCAAGAGGCAACAAGUGCCAUUAUCAAACCAAGCAUCAUCAUCAAACCAACCACAUCAAAGUAUUUACGCUCAAUCUGUGCAGAUUAAAAACCCUCCAUCAUCAUCCAAUCCCAGACCCCCUGUCAACCGAGGGUCCUUGGCACAUGUCCUACACCAUGCAACAGGAAGGCAAGUUGAUUGUGAAAGUUUGUCAUCAUCAUUCUUACCACCCCCUGAGAACACCGGUAGCUAG